AUAACACCUAAUCAAACACUUGCAACCAAGUCAGUAAAAGGAAAAAAGAAGGAUAAGAAUUGGAUUACUAUACUACUUUGUACGAAUACAUCUGAUACAGAUAAACUUAAAUUACUAGUUAUUGGAAAGUUGGCAAAUUCUCGAUGUUUCAAAAAUAUUCGAAAGAAAAAUCUUGAUGCCAAAUAUGAAGCGAACAAAAAGGCAUGGAUGACAA
Molecule: messenger RNA, 214 nt
Organism: Acaulospora morrowiae
Lineage: Eukaryota; Fungi; Glomeromycota; Glomeromycetes; Diversisporales; Acaulosporaceae
Source: the annotation of a GenBank genome assembly